Molecule: messenger RNA, 4764 nt
Organism: Cataglyphis hispanica
Lineage: Eukaryota; Metazoa; Arthropoda; Insecta; Hymenoptera; Formicidae
Gene: Sas-4
Product: centromere protein J
Exons: 5
Coding region: 334-4176 (1280 amino acids)
Biological process (GO): centriole elongation; cilium assembly
Cellular component (GO): centrosome; centriole; nucleus
Molecular function (GO): tubulin binding
Source: RefSeq, a predicted model, not a curated record
GAUAUGCAUGAUUCUUUGGAACUAUAUUAUCGCAUUAUCAGGAUUUUAUUUAGAGAUUGUGCAUUUAUACCAUUUCUACAAAAGAAAGUGAAUGAACAAUGGAAUAUUCAAUACAUUUGAUUGGAACAAUGUGAAGCAUCCAAUUUAUUUAUGACGAUCAUAUUUUGUAGAGAUAGGUUAAGACGCAUUGGAUUUUUAUCUGCAAUUUAAAUGCAUUUUAUUUUAUAUAACUUUUAAAACAUUUAAACAUACAGAGUUACGUGUCAACAUUGGUACUGCAUUGCUCAAUGCCUGCAAAAGAGCAUUGGAUGUUUCCUUUAACUAUUGUAAACCAUGGAUAUAGAAGCUUCUUUAGAACGAUUACAAAAGCUAAGGGAAUGGCAAAUAGAACAACAUGAAAAACUAUUGAAACAGCAGCAGAUGCAAAUAGAGGUUUUAAGUCACGAGCAUGAGGAUCGUAUUUCCAAAGCACUUAGUUUAACUAUAUGUGAUCUUAAUGACAUUAAUGAAAAUACAGAGAAUGUGCAUGCUAUGCAUGAGAUAGAGAUAAAUACAGAACCACUAUUUGACAAAGCUUCGGUUUUCCAAAGCAGUAUGAACAAUUCGGAUAACGUGUUUGAUAUGAUGGACGAAGAAGUAUUAACAGAUGCUAAUGCAUUGUACGAAACUUAUAAAGAUAAAGAAAUUAAAGAUUCGAAUCAUAUUUCGGCUACCGCCGAUGCAAAUAGAAAUUCUGUAAAGCGUUAUAAUUCUGGUAUACUGUCACAAGAAAAAGAGUUAAGUAACGAUUUAUUAAUAGAAGGAAUAAAACCGCUAUCGUUGGAUAAUGUAGUUUCGAAUAGAUGUAUCUCAAUUGACGAUAUUCCUCUUCCUUCACCUAAAAAAGAUUUUCAAACACUACUGGAAGAGAAAUUGAAAAAAGAGUCAGAAGCUAUGUCAAAUGAGCGCAUUGAUGUAAAGACUAAAUCAAAGAAACCAUUUCUUAAGAAAGGGGAAGGACUUUCAAGAUUCAAGAUCACUAAAAAUUCAAAACAGCCAACAACUAUGAGAAAGCAUAGCACAUCAUUAUCUUCUAAACAAUGUGUCGAUAAAAGUGAUAAAAGCAGAAAAUCUACUAUACAUAAAGAUGUAGCCUCGAAAUCUUCGAAUAAUUUCGUUAUAAGUGAAAAGCGACAAUUAAACUUAAAAACUGUACCAUUACCAAGAAAUAAGAUUUUUAAUAAAUCUGAACAUAUUACUCCAAAUAAAGAAACUGCAUAUAAUGCUGCUUCUAAUCGAUCAAAAUAUUUGCAAGAAAUGAAUAUGUCAGAUUCUGAUUCAAAAACAGAAAGAGAAUUAGAAGAGGUAAGGAUAUUUGAACUUUUGGAAGAAAAAGCUGAAAAUUCUAGUUUUUGUUCAACAUCGAGCACAGUACUUGCAUUUUUGCAGCAGUCUACGCCAUUUAAAAUAAAGAAGAGAUUAAAUUGUGCAGGCAGUGAAGGUGGUGUUGUGGCGAGUACGAAACAGCAAAAUGAUGAACGAACCGACGAUACAAUCGAGCGGGAAUCUCAACGAUCUGCUGACAAACAAGUAGCAAAUUUAAAACCUAGAAUACAACACCAGUUUGAACACUUUGAUAUUCAUAAACGAUCUCAUAUUAGUACCGCUACCAUCGAUUCUUACUCAGAUACUGUAACUGUAAAUGAUAUGCAAGAAGAGAUACAGAAACAUUCAACAAUUGCCAAUCAAGUAUCACAGAAUAAUAAAGUACAUAUUGAUUAUUUGAAAAAUCGUGAUGUAGCUAUUAUUGCAACAUUAUCAGAUAGUGAUGAAGAAGGAGAUAUUUCCGAGGAAAAUAAUGUAGCGCGUAAUAGUGAAACGGAUGCGAAUCAUCGCGUUAGAUUCUCGGAAUAUAAUGAAUAUAGAACUAUAGAUUUAAGUGACACGGCAGACAAAUCUCCCUUGAGAGAACAUCUCGAGCAACAGGAUUGGAACGAUCAUUCCAUUGAUUCGUCGGAAUUAUCUGACGUUGGAGAAGAGAAUUUACCAUUAAAUGAUGAAAAACAAAUGUCUUCCCUGAAAAAUAUGAGCAAUGAAAAAUUGAUUCUUUCGAGACGAUCGUUUUUGCAAGAGAAUAUAAACAUUCCCGAAGAAGAAAAUGCUCUAAAUUGUGAAAACGAAUCGCCGGGCGAAGAUAUAUAUGAUGAUAACGAAUGUACGAUAAUGGAAGAAACUCGAACAUCUGACGAAGAAGGAGAGCAAUCCGUUUUGUCAUCAUUGUCAUCAUCAUCCUCACUGACAGAUACUCAUCGAGAUCUGAAUGCACACAAAAGGAAAGAAUAUAUUUUAAGAAGUGAGCCAGAAAAAAUAACAGUGGAGAAGAUAGCAAAAAUACGUUCGAAUUCGAAGGAGAUCGAUCUUUAUCAUCAGCCCGAAGAUCGGACAAAUCGAAAUAAUGGUUUUGAAUCAGAACUAUUGAAAAGCCGUUUAUUAGAACUCCAAAAAGAAAUUGAUAUAUUUCGAAAAGAAAGUGCAGCUCUAUUGCUCCAGCGUCGAAAUCUACAAGAAGAUCAGAUGAUACUGCAUAAAGAAUAUGCGGAGAAGGAAAGAAAUUUCGAAGAGAACAGAAGAAGAGUAGAAAACCGAUUAGAGGAAGAGAAAAAGAAACUGUCGCGUGAGAGGAUAGCAAUGGAGAAUAGAAUUCGCGAUGCUCAAGAAAAGGCGAAACAAAAUAAAAUGGAAAGACAUAAAGCGCAAACCUUGCAAGAGCAAUUGGAAAAAUUAAGGGACGAACUGAAUAUCAAGGAAAGUAGGUGGCAUGCCGCAGAAUCGAGAUAUAAAAGUGAGCUUCGCGUACUACGAGUAGAAAUUUCAAAAUUGAAAGAAGAGAUCGCGACUCUAGAGAACAUUAAAAGAACAAAUAUCAGAAAUAUCAGGAAGAGCACAAAUGGACAAAUGAUUACAAAAGCUAUCAAUCAAAUUAAUAAACGUGUCAAGGUUCCGUCCAAAGAGCUUCCAGCGAAGAUAACUCAAGUCUUGUCCGAUACUUCAUCGGAUGCUUCUGUUCACGAUGAUAACGAUGAAGAUAAAGACAGAAGCAAAUCAAUGGAAUCGAUUGUAAAAACAAUUAAUGUAAAUGAUGAUUUUGAACAAAUAGAGGAUAUAUCUGUAAAUAAUAAUAAAGUAGAAUCUAAAGCCGGGAUUGAUUUACAGCCAAAAUGCAAUAAAACAUUCGCAAACGGAAACAUCGCGAAGAAAAAGCAGUAUUUAUACGAAAAUUUAUUGAAAGAGGCAACAUCGGAUUUCCUGGAGGAUCAAAAUCCGAUUCACAUUAAGCAAAAUAUGAAUGAAUCAACAGAUACACAAUUACGGAAUGCAAAGAACGAUGGAACAUCGGGGAAAACCAACGAUAAAUCCCACAAUAAGUCCCAUCAUAAGUCCACAAAUGAGGAUCUCGAAUGUACAACGGCUUGCGCUAUGAGUAACGCAGACAUAUCGUUUUACAGAUCACGUGAAGUGAAUCAGAAUUCAUCAGAUAAAGACGAUAUGAGGAUGCAGAAUCGGAUGUUGUUGCCUGAAAAAAGUUUAAGCUCUACAUUAUGUCCCUCCUCUCUUUGUCAUCGGGCUAGCGGAACGAAUACUAAGGAUAUCGGAAAACAGAUUCAAUAUUCGGAUGGACAUGCAGAGUACUGGUAUCUAAAUGGUAAUGUCAAGAAAGUCUUUCCCGAUCGAGGAAUAACGAAAAUGAUUUAUUAUAACGGAGACGUUCGCGAGACCGACAAGGAUGGAAAAGUAAAAUAUUUCUACGCUACGACUCGAACAUGGCAUACGACAACUCCCGACGGUUUGGAGAUUUUAGAAUUUCCAGACGGUCAAGUGGAGAAGCGUGCAUCCGAUGGUACCGUCGAAAUAUCAUUUCCGGACGGCGCUAUACGAAUAGUACAAGCAGAUGGUACGGAGAAGUGGUCUUUGCCAGAUGGGACAGUAGCGCAAACCUUUAUUAAUGGCGAUAAAAUUCUGACUUUACCGAAUGGCCAAAGGGAAAUUCAUACGAAAGAGCAUAAAAGACGAGAGUAUCCCGAUGGUACUGUGAAGCUAGUAUACGCGGAUGGUACUCAAGAAACACGAUAUUCCAGUGGAAGAAAACGGUUAAAAGACAAAGAUGGUAAUCUUUUGAUGGAUUCAUACGAUAGUUAAGUUUUCACAAAGAAUAUUUUUUAAUGGAUUUUAGCAUGGAAUUGUAUAGCCUAUAUAAAAUCCCUGUAUAUUUUUAAAUUGUCGCGAAAUUUACUAUUCUGCAAUUUCUCUCAAUUGAUUACUUAUAUGUAAUAUUGUGAAGUCAGAAUAUUGUUUUUAUUAUGAAGAUUCCUUCUUUUAGUUCUUACUAUUAUUUCUAAUGAUAUAUAUGCACAUGCUAAAUGAAAAUGUUGCUCUCUACUGAUUAGGUAUUAAAAAAAAAUUUUUUAAUUUUAAAUGCAAGAAAUUUGAUAUCUGAUAUUCCAACAAAUAAUAAUAAAAUAUCAGAAUCAUGAUAGAAAAAUAGGAAUAGAAGAAGGAAUUUUCAAUUUACAAAGACAGAGAAAAGGAGAGAGAAACAGCUGAUUUGUAAAUAGCAAGAGUCUGUAGAUGAAUCAGAAAGAUCUACAUCAAGCGUUUGUUAAUAUAUAAUUCCAAUUAAUCUAUAAUAGUAUAAACGAGACGAUUUAUAAUGCGUAUAAAAUAACUAUUUUUAUAGAAAUUUAAAACUUAAUAUUGAUUUUAUUAUAAAAAAGCGAAUAAAGAGUA